This is a messenger RNA of Lactuca saligna, 4053 nucleotides long. The record is from the annotation of a GenBank genome assembly. NCBI's taxonomy places the organism in Eukaryota, Viridiplantae, Streptophyta, Magnoliopsida, Asterales, Asteraceae.
CGUUGACCAUAUCACCAACCAACGGUUGACUAUGAUGACAUACGAAGGGUAUUUUGGUAAUUUAAUAUCAAGGGUUGAAAAAGCUGCAGCACGAACUGAAAUGGACGAAUUAGCGACUUGGUUGAGUGUAAUUUUAACAUCUCUCUCUUGAUCGCAAUAACAACUGCACUCACUUCGCGGUUGCAGUACCCGUCGCCGUCGCCGUCGCCGGAGUUUCAGUACCAGCCGCAGUGCUCCGGCUCAUACGGGCGCAUACUCAUAAUUCAUAAACUCACUCGAAGAGAUCGCAUUUUACAUCUAACGUCUAAACCCUAAUCACCAGUUGCUACGGUUUCAGAUAACAAGACAAAGAAGAAAAAGCUACUGGAAUUUAGGUUUUGAGGAGAUGGAGGAUUCAUUGGAGAAGUUAUUAGAAUCGGAGUCAUCGGAAAUGAAGGAUGAGCUGUCAAUGGAAAUCGAUCCUCCGUUCAAAGAGAACCAUGCGACCGCUGAGGAUUGGAGGAAAGCGCUGCAUAACGUGGUUCCGGCGGUGGUGGUGCUUCGUACGACUGCCUGCCGAGCUUUUGACACCGAAUCUGCGGGUGCUAGCUAUGCUACCGGGUUUGUUGUCGACAAGCGUCGGGGAAUUAUACUAACUAAUCGCCAUGUGGUUAAACCAGGUCCUGUAGUAGCAGAAGCUACAUUUGUAAAUCGUGAAGAGACUCCAGUCUAUCCCAUAUACAGAGACCCUGUUCAUGAUUUUGGAUUCUUUCGUUAUGAUCCUGCUGCAAUUCAGUUCCUGAGCUAUGAAGAGAUCCCUCUUGCCCCUGAAGCUGCUUGUGUUGGACUGGAAAUUAGAGUUGUUGGUAAUGAUAGUGGAGAGAAGAUCUCUAUUUUGGCUGGUACCCUUGCUCGUCUGGAUAGGGAUGCUCCACAUUAUAAAAAGGAUGGAUACAACGAUUUCAAUACUUUCUACAUGCAGGCUGCUUCAGGUACUAAAGGUGGUUCAAGUGGUUCCCCGGUGAUUGAUUGGCAAGGAAGGGCAAUUGCAUUAAAUGCUGGCAGCAAGACUUCUAGUGCUUCAGCAUUUUUCUUCCCUCUAGAACGCGUGGUGAGGGCUUUAAAUUUCUUACAAAAGGGAAGAGCUUCUGGUCAAGAUAAUUGGGAGGCUGUUUCAAUACCUCGUGGUACCCUCCAGACAACCUUUGUCCACAAAGGAUUUGAUGAAACCCGUAGGCUAGGCCUGCAAACCGAAACAGAGCAGCUUGUUCGCCAUGCAUCUCCACUAAGUGAAACGGGAAUGCUUGUUGUUGAUUCUGUGGUGCCAGGUGGCCCAGCUUAUAACCAUUUAGAGCCAGGUGAUGUACUUGUUCGCAUGAAUGGUGAGGUUACUACUCAGUUUCUGAAAAUGGAGACUUUACUUGAUGAUAGUGUUGGCCAAAAUGUUGAGUUACAGUUUGAAAGAGGUGGCACACCUUUAACUGUUCAGUUAAAGGUGGAAGAUCUACACUCCAUAACACCAAAUCAUUUUCUUGAAGUUAGUGGUGCUGUUAUACACCCUCUCUCCUAUCAACAGGCUAGGAAUUUUCGUUUUCACUGUGGUCUUGUAUAUGUAUCAGAACCUGGUUACAUGUUGUACAGAGCAGGGGUCCCACGACAUGCAAUUAUCAAGAAAUUAGCAAGAAAACAAGCUCUGGUUGUGGGUCCCACUUUGGAAGUUAUUAAAGGUGUUGAUGUUGGUGAACAAGUGGCUAAUGGUAUUACAAAUAUGGAAGAUUCAUCAUCUGAUAAUGGGAAUGGGAAUGCUUCUGUUGCUGAACGUGUUAUAGAACCCACUCUUGUCAUGUUUGAGGUUUAUGUACCAUCAUCAUGUAUGCUUGAUGGGGUCCACUCACAGCAUUUUGUUGGAACUGGUGUGAUUAUAUAUCAUUCACAAGACAUGGGAUUGGUUGCAGUUGACAAGAACACUGUUGCCAUAUCAGCAUCUGAUGUCAUGCUUUCUUUUGCUGCCUUUCCUAUAGAAAUCCCAGGAGAGGUGGUGUUUCUUCACCCUGUUCAUAAUUAUGCUAUUAUUGCAUAUGACCCUUCUGCCCUUGGAGCUACUGGUGCUUCAUUAGUACGAGCUGCUCAACUUCUUCCUGAACCUGGUUUGCAUCGUGGAGAGAGUGUAUACCUUGUGGGGUUAAGUAGAAGCUUACAAACAACAUCUAGAAAAUCUGUUGUGACAAACCCAUGUGCAGCUUUAAACAUAAGCUCAGCUGAUUCUCCACGUUAUAGAGCAACCAACAUGGAAGUGAUUGAGCUCGACACAGAUUUUGGUAGCAAUUUUUCGGGGGUGCUUACGGAUGAGGAAGGAAGGGUUAAAGCAAUAUGGGGAAGCUUCUCAACUCAGGUUUGUACUAAUCAUCGAUCAAAAAACAAAAAGAAAAGGAAGAUAAAAUACGGGGUGAAUUCAUCUGAAGACCAUCAAUUUGUUAGAGGCAUUCCUAUACAUUCCAUAAGCCAAGUCCUUGAUAAAAUCAUAUCAGGCGCAAAAGCAAAAGGUCCCUCCCUUCUUAUAAAUGGCGUAACAAGACCCAUGCCUUUAGUUAGGAUUUUGGAAGUUGAGCUUUAUCCUACUUUGCUUUCCAAGGCUAGAAGUUUUGGCCUCAACAACAAUUGGAUUCAAGCUCUUGCGAAAAAGGAUCCUGUGAGACGUCAAGUUCUACGGGUGAAAGGCUGUUUGGCUGGAUCUAAAGCUGAGAAUUUAUUAGAACAAGGGGAUAUGGUGUUGGCUAUUAAUAAAAAGCCAGUUACAUGUUUUCAAGAUGUUGAAGAUGCAUGUCAUGCAUUGGAUCUUUCUGAUAACAUGGAAGAGAAACUUCAAUUAACCAUAUUUCGUCAGGGAUGUGAAAUUGAAGUUGUUGUGGGAACUGAUAUACGAGAUGGAAAUGGUACAAAACGUGUUAUAAAUUGGUGUGGAUGUUUUGUACAGGAACCUCACCCAGCAGUGCGUGCCCUUGGCUUUCUUCCUGAAGAAGGCCAUGGUGUAUAUGUCACCAGGUGGUCUCAUGGGAGUCCUGUGCACAGAUAUGGUUUAUAUGCUCUUCAAUGGAUAGUGGAAGUUAAUGGGAAACCAACUCCUGACUUGGAUGCUUUUGUUAAUGUCACAAAGGAAAUUGAAGAUGGAGAAUUUGUUCGUGUAAGAACAAUCCACUUAAAUGGGAAGCCACGAGUGUUGACACUGAAACAAGAUCUACACUACUGGCCUACAUGGGAGCUAAGAUUUGAUCCAGAAACUUCAAUGUGGCAAAGAAAGACUAUUAAGUCAUUAGCAACUGGAGAUAAUAAUAAUAAUAAAAAUAAUAAUAGCCUUUGAAAACCAUGUACAUACUCCAUAUUUCAAAAUCCUAAGUCCUAUCUUAUAUAUUUGUUUCUGGAGUUGCCUUAAUUCAACUUCCAGAUAUACAUAUUAUAUAACUUAUAUACAUUACUUCAUGUACAUUUCAUGUCAAAUAAUUAUAACAGUGUAAUUUAAUUUGCAUUUUGGAAUCAUGGUUUUUGUUUCUUAGCCUCUUUGGUUAUAUACAUAUAUCAGAUUUAAAAAGAUUAUAUAUAUAUAAGAAAAAGGUUAUGAAUUACAUUACAAGAAUUCUGAAGGUGAAUUUGCAUCUGGCUUUCCAUUGUCAUCCAAAACACCUGGAUGCUGCAAAUUCUGCAAAACCUGUGGACCCAAAUUCCCCAAUCCAUCAUUCCCAGAUCCAAAAAACUGACAAAAAACCCUAGCCAUAACUCCAAGAAUCUGCAUUUGAUUCUGGCAAGCAUUAGCAUGCAAUUGCAUCAUCUGUUUCUCAUGUUCCAUUUGCAUACUCACCAUCUUCUCCCUCCAUUUCAUCUCCUCCUCCUCCCACCGCUCCUCCACCGCCAUCCGCCGCCUCCUCUCCUCCUCGAAUUCCAUUUCUAACUUCACCCUGCUCUCCACUUCCCUUCUCCCCAUCACCAUUAACAACUCUUCUUCUUCUUCUUCUUCUUCUUCUUCAGCAUCGUCAUCCUUUUCUUUUCCAUGGAUGUUUAUGUUCUUCCUUUCUUCUCUCG